AUGGUCUCUGGGAGGACUGGUAUCGAUGGAGCCAUUCUCCAUGGGUUCAGGCCCAGCUACGGUCAAUUCCUCCACCACUGUAACAGUUUCUUCCCAGUCAACACCUUUUUGAAGAACAGAUGACUGUUGAAUCGAAUUAUCCUCGAUAUUCACCACAUGAAAGGUCUCCUGGUCAAUUUCUCCUUCACAAGCUUCCGCUGUUUCCGUAUAGUCAACACUAGGGUCGUCACUGAUUUGAUGAACUUCAGCGGACUCUGAGGCCUGAUCGUCCACCUCGUCGGCAUCGUUUCCGGGAUCAGAGCCCAGGUCAAUGAAAUCUUCCGAGGCCAUUUUACUGGUUGA
Spirodela intermedia is the source of this 342-nucleotide messenger RNA. The record is from the annotation of a GenBank genome assembly. Lineage: Eukaryota; Viridiplantae; Streptophyta; Magnoliopsida; Alismatales; Araceae.